UCCGUGCCCUCCAGCCAUGGCCACUCUGGUGAUGUCUCGGGAGGAGAAGCUGAGCCAGGAUGAGAUCGUGCUGGGCACCAAGGCCGUCAUCCAGGGGCUGGAGACCCUGAGGGGCGAGCACCGGGCCCUGCUGGCCUCCCUGCUGGAGAAUGUGGCCGGGAGGGAGGAGGCGGAGCCGGGAGCCCAGGAACGCUCAGGGCUCCUACGCCGAUCCCUGGAGGCCAUCGAGCUGGGACUUGGGGAGGCUCAGGUGAUCCUGGCACUCUCGGGCCACCUCGGGGCAGUGGAGUCCGAGAAACAAAAACUCAGGGCCCAGGUGAGACGCCUGGUGCAGGAGAACCAGUGGCUGCGGGAGGAGCUGGCUGGGACCCAGCAGAAGCUGCAGCGCAGUGAGCAGGCCGUGGUGCAGCUGGAGGAGGAAAAGCAGCAUCUACUCUUCAUGAGCCAAAUCCGGAAGCUGGAUGAGGACCCUUCCCCAAGUGAAGAGAAGGGAGAUGUUUCCAAGGAUUCCCUGGAUGACCUAUUCCCCAAUGAGGAUGAACAGAACCCAGCUCAGGGCCCUGGGGGAGGAGAUGUAGCUGCCCAACACGGAGGCUAUGAGAUACCAGCCCGGCUCCGGACCUUGCACAACUUGGUGAUUCAGUAUGCCUCCCAGGGGCGCUAUGAGGUGGCUGUGCCCCUCUGUAAGCAGGCCCUGGAGGACUUGGAGAAAACCUCAGGCCACGACCACCCUGAUGUGGCCACCAUGCUGAACAUCUUGGCUCUUGUUUACCGAGAUCAAAAUAAAUACAAAGAAGCUGCCCACUUGCUCAAUGAUGCCCUAGCUAUCCGGGAGAAGACCUUGGGGAAGGACCAUCCAGCUGUGGCAGCUACUUUGAACAACCUGGCAGUUCUGUAUGGCAAAAGGGGCAAGUACAAGGAAGCAGAACCCUUGUGUAAACGAGCUCUGGAGAUCCGAGAGAAGGUAUUGGGCAAAUUCCACCCCGAUGUGGCCAAGCAGUUGAAUAACCUGGCCCUGCUGUGUCAGAACCAGGGCAAGGCAGAAGAGGUGGAGUACUACUACCGGCGGGCUUUGGAGAUCUAUGAAGCUCGGCUGGGCCCAGAUGACCCCAAUGUGGCCAAGACCAAGAACAAUUUGGCCUCUUGCUAUCUGAAGCAGGGGAAAUACCAAGAUGCAGAAACACUCUAUAAGGAGAUCCUGACCCGAGCCCAUGAGAAGGAGUUUGGCUCAGUCAAUGGCAAGUGGUCCCCUGCCCCCAGCCUAUCCAGAGACAACAAGCCCAUCUGGAUGCAUGCUGAAGAACGGGAAGAGAGCAAGGAUAAGCGCCGAGACACCACACCUUAUGGAGAAUAUGGCAGUUGGUAUAAGGCUUGUAAAGUGGAUAGUCCCACAGUGAACACCACACUUCGGAGCCUAGGGGCACUCUACCGACGGCAGGGGAAGAUGGAGGCGGCUCACACCCUGGAGGACUGUGCCAGUCGAAGUCGAAAGCAGGGCCUGGAUGCUGCAAGCCAGACCAAGGUGGUGGAACUGCUGAAAGAUGGCAGCAGUGGGCGAGGUGAUCGCCGGAGCAGCCGAGAGGGCACCGGAGGGGCUGGAUCUCGGACUGAACUGGAGCCAGAAGAUUCAGGGCCCACAGCUGAGUGGUCUGGGGAUGGCAGUGGUUCUCUCCGGAGAAGUGGCUCCUUUGGGAAACUCCGAGAUGCCCUGAGGCGAAGCAGUGAGAUGCUCGUGAAGAAGCUUCAGGGGGGAGGCCCCCAAGAGCCUCCCAACCCCCGGAUGAAACGGGCCAGUUCCCUCAACUUCCUCAACAAGGGCACAGAGGAAGCCAACCAGUCCAGCAACACCAACUUGUCCGACAGUCGCAUGCUCAGUUCCAGCUCUCUUGACCUCUCCCGACGGAGCUCACUCAUUGGCUAAGAGGGAGGGGUGGGAAGGGGGCCUAACCUGGGACAUCCUCGGCCUGCCCCAUAUGCUGUGCCCUCCCCGGCUGCUUGUCACGUCCCAUAGGAUGGGGGGCUGCAGGGGAAGACCUGAGCAUCAGCUUUCCUCUGGCCUACUUCAGCCACCCUUCCCCUGAAGGCUGUUUCCCACAGGCCCCUUCCCCAUCUUUUUUUGUUCGAUCUCAGGGUAACCUCUCCCCAUCAUUUCAGGCUUAGCAGCUUAAGGUUCACUCCCCCCGCCCCAGUCUAGCACGGUUAGUCACCCAGCCUAGAAGUGUCAUGUUGUUGAAGGAGUGUAGAAAGGAGCCAGGAUUUUCCCCUGUGUAUUUAUUUCCCUCUUCCCUUCCCCUAGAGCCUCCUCAGGGCCCUGGCAAAACUUCCCAAAGCAGUCCCAGCCCCUGGCACUGAGAGGAUCCUCCCACCCCUCCCUGAGGUCUCCCAGAAGGGAGAACAAAAACACUAAGGAUCUUCCUCCUCCCUUCCAUAGGCCUCUGCUUCUGUAUAUAGAGAAAUAAGUUAUUGGCCACCCCCUUCUUACCCCUUGCACCCCCUGGCCAGUGAUGAGCCGCUCUGCCCUGUCCAUGGUACCUCCUCUGGCCCUUUCCCUCUUCCCUUCCAGGGUUGCCACCCAGGCCUUAAUCCCUUGCAGACAAGGUCUUGGACACACAUACGUACAGAAAUAUGCCCGUGCCCUUCCUAAAUGAUUGAAGGCUGCCUUCUGGACCCCUCACCCCACUCGGGUGUGGGACUGAGGCUCUGGCCCCUGGCCCCCAUCAGUGUUUGCAGCCCCAAGUCCCUUCUUUGUCUACUGUGGCUGACACUGCUCUCCAUUUUCCCAUUUUGGUUCCCCCAGUGGCAGUGCCUGGGCCUUAAACAGGCUCCCUGGGAGCUAUAUUCCAGGUACUGCCUAUUCCUUCCCUGCCUUCCCCACUGCCCCUCCCCUUCCGAGGUACCACCUGCUGAGCCAUUCCUUCCCCUCCUACACCCAUGGCUUCUGAUGCUUCCAAUUCCUCCUCCUCCUCCUUUUCCUCCUCGGUGGAGGGAGGGGGCUGCACUCCCCUCCCUUAGCUGGGAGGGGGCCAGGGUGAGGUGGGGGACCCAUUUGCUUUGUUCAGAUGUUGCUGUAGAAAUAAUAAAGACAGUUUGAAUCCAAA
Messenger RNA from Gracilinanus agilis (Agile Gracile Mouse Opossum), 3098 nucleotides. RefSeq names its product kinesin light chain 2 (gene KLC2). Lineage: Eukaryota; Metazoa; Chordata; Mammalia; Didelphimorphia; Didelphidae. Gene Ontology annotation, molecular function: kinesin binding. Bases 17 to 1921 code for a protein of 634 amino acids. Gene Ontology annotation, biological process: microtubule-based movement. Gene Ontology annotation, cellular component: kinesin complex; cytoplasm; membrane-bounded organelle. The transcript has 15 exons. The record is from RefSeq and is a predicted model, not a curated record.